Messenger RNA from Entrophospora candida, 338 nucleotides. The record is from the annotation of a GenBank genome assembly. Lineage: Eukaryota; Fungi; Glomeromycota; Glomeromycetes; Entrophosporales; Entrophosporaceae.
AUCAACAAAGGAUUAAUGAAUUUAGUAAAGCAAAUACAAAAUAUUCCGAUUUAGAAGAAACGUACGAGAAUAAAAAACAAGAGAAAGAAUAUCUUGAUGAUUUAACAAAUGAAUUGGAGCUUUUAGAUGAGGAGGAAAAGAUAAAGUAUAAGAUAGGAGACUCAUUUAUUGAUUUACCAAUUCUCAAAGUGCAAGAAUUAAUUGAAAAAGAUAAAGCACUGUUGGAAGGAGAGUUGGAAAGUAUAAAGAACGAAUUUGAUGAAUUAAAGAAUAAAAUGUCAAAUUUAAAAGUUCAUUUAUACAGAAAAUUUGGUAAAGCAAUCAACUUGGAAAGAUAA